AAAACCUGCGCAUUCUUCCUCGACAAACGUUUCUUCUUCCUUCACCGAACAUCCAUCACAGAUAUCGAUCGGUCAACUCCAAACCUCACAAACCUCACAAAACCACCUCUCAAUCCUCAAAACCAACCUCAAGAACCUCAAGAGAACCCCAAGAAGCUCAAGAAAGCCUCAUCCAACCUCCGCCGCCAAAAAGGCCGCGCGCACCUGCGACAAAGCCGUGCGACACAGAUCCAGCUCACGAAAGCUGAAGAUACACACCCUCAGGAAACCCUGAAGACAACGCCGCCAAAAAGGCAGCAACUACGCAAACCUGCACCAAAGCACACCUGCGACACACAUCAAGCUCACGAAAGCUCAAGACACUCUCAGCAAAACCUGAGAAUCACCUUCGUCGGCACCUAGCCUGCGACCACGCACACCUGCAAACAAGCACACCUGCGACUAUCACCCCACAAGACACUACAUCACCACCCACAAGCCCACGCAAAAAUGCCUG
Messenger RNA from Zymoseptoria tritici IPO323, 496 nucleotides. RefSeq lists its product as uncharacterized. The annotation marks the transcript as partial. The transcript has a single exon. The record is from RefSeq and is a predicted model, not a curated record. Lineage: Eukaryota; Fungi; Ascomycota; Dothideomycetes; Mycosphaerellales; Mycosphaerellaceae.